Molecule: messenger RNA, 999 nt
Organism: Penicillium brevicompactum
Lineage: Eukaryota; Fungi; Ascomycota; Eurotiomycetes; Eurotiales; Aspergillaceae
Product: NAD(P)H-dependent flavin oxidoreductase
Exons: 4
Coding region: 1-999 (332 amino acids)
Molecular function (GO): nitronate monooxygenase activity
Source: RefSeq, a predicted model, not a curated record
AUGCCUUUCAACACAGCCUUGACCCGAAAGCUCGGCAUUCGAAUCCCUGUCGUUCAGGGUGGUAUGCAAUGGGUUGGAUACGCUGAGCUGGCCUCGGCUGUCAGCAACGCAGGUGGACUCGGAAUCCUCACCGCGCUCACUCAACCUACUCCCGAAGACCUCCGCAAAGAAAUCCAGAGAUGCCGCACUAUGACCAAGUACCCCUUCGGAGUCAACCUGACCCUCCUCCCCGCCAUCGUCCCACCCGACUACGCCGCCUACGCCCAAGUGAUCAUUGAUGAAGGUAUCAAGAUCGUCGAGACAGCCGGCAACAACCCAGGCCCUGUCAUCACACAGUUAAAGAAGGCCGGCAUCAUCAUCUUGCACAAGUGCACAACGAUCCGCCAUGCCAAGUCCGCCGUCAAGCUGGGCGUUGACUUCCUCUCCAUCGAUGGCUUCGAGUGCGCCGGCCACGUCGGUGAGCACGACAUUACCAACUUCAUCCUUCUCAGCCGUGCUCGCCAAGAGCUCGGCGUCCCCUUCAUUGCCUCGGGUGGAUUCGCUGAUGGGCAGGGUCUCGCUGCUGCCCUGGCGCUCGGCGCCGAGGGUAUCAACAUGGGUACUCGUUUCAUGAGCACUGUUGAGGCUCCCAUUCACAACAACAUCAAAGAGACCAUUGUCAAGGCGCAAGAAACCGAUACGGCUCUUGUGCUCCGUCGCUGGAAGAACACUUCUCGUUUGUUUGCUAACAAGGUCACUCAAGAUGCUCUGAAGAUUGAGAAAGAGAGCACUACUGGGGAAUUUAGUGAGAUUGGCCCCUAUGUGAGCGGCAAGCGGGGUCGUCAGGUCUUCAUCAAUGGUGAUGCUGAUUACGGCGUCUGGACCGCUGGCCAAGUGAUUGGCUUGAUCCAUGAUAUCCCCACUUGCGCUGAUUUGUUGACUCGCAUCGAGAAGGAAGCUGUGGAGACUAUGAGCCGGACCAAGUCUCUGUACACCGAUGCUCCUGCCAGCAAGCUUUGA